AUGGCUGGUCAUAAUCGACCACAGGAACCUUUCGCCCCGUUUUAUCCUGUUUCUCCACUCAAAUCAAAGUCAAACGGCGACGUCAUCAACAGCAUGUCAGGCGCAGCCCGCUUCCGAAGAUUUGUUCACUCGCACCACAAGCAUCAUCUCCAUCACCCACAUCGUCAGAAUCUUUCUCCUUCACCUACCACACCUUCGCCUACCAUACCAGAGGUUGACUCGGUAGCCAGCGAAUCGUCCUUGGAGACACGCGGCAUUUUUCAUUUUCAUCACACGACGCCUGUCAAGGUUGAUUCUGAUGCUGGUGCCACUGGCACCUCUGUUGCUCAACUACCCGGCCGACACUUUAUUGUGCCCCCUUGGUUAGCCAUGGUUGUAUGGCUGUCCCUUCUGUUUUUCAUAGGCCUGACAGUCGCUGGAUUCACGCUAAGUUAUCAAGCUCGCAAAGAGUUUCGAAUGCGAGUAGAGGAACAACGCAAGGCUCAGCAGGAAGUGGAGCACGAAACCACAGAAUGCAAGAUCCCGAUAACUACCAAAGAAUUCAAAUCGUUUACCCGAAAGUCUAUUAUGGUCUUAAAUUCUAGUUCGCCUCGAGGUCGUCAUCAACAAAACAACUCGGUAUACAGCAUUGAUAAAGCUGGUGAGCUCAGGCCUCGUAACAUGUUUGACCGUCCGCCACGAGAAAGUAUCCUGGUUGCCGAGAUCACGUCAUCUGGCAAUUUCUCUGGUGAUGACCCAUUCUACGAAUUCUCUCGGCAAAUGACGCGGGAAGGACUAUGGGACUUGGCUGCCAGAAAGUCCAAGGUUAUAUCGGUCGUUAGCCUGUCAUCCGUGAUACCCAAAAUAGGCAAAAGGAACUCGAAUCGUUUCACAAUGAUGGAUCUAGCUCAGGAAGAACUUGACGACCAGAAUUACCAAUCCAAUCUGCAGGACAACCUUGCCCGGCCAUCAAAUUCUAGAGCCUUAAGAUCACUAGAAGCUUCUCAGGGUGCAAACUUGAGGAUUGAAAACCACGUAGUUCAACCCAACAGGUUUGUCCCACCUGUGCCGAAACUCCCUGUUAGAUUUGCUCACGACCAGGCAGACUCUGGAGAAAAACUAUCGAGCUUCAAUGAUAUCACAUUCCUACCGUUUAACGAAGACAAACAAUUCUCGUUCAUGGAUCCAACCACUCCCCCAAGGACUAGAAUUCAUCCUCCCCAGCGCACAACUUCCCGACGUGGUCGAGCAGUAGAAGAGAGUACUCAUCUUGAGCGUUCCAACUCGCAAUCCCGGCCAAUCGAUUUACUGUCUCCGCCACAAAGAAGCACCUCUCUACGUGGCAAACCAGAAAGGAUUGAUUCCCAACAAUCUAGGUCGAAGGAUGGUCAUAGUUAUGAACUUGACGAGCCCACCCAAACCCUUGCGAGGGCUACCACCCCCUUCAGUGAUGUGUCACCUGACGAUGCAGUUGCGCAAUACGCAUCUGCCCGAGCAGCCGCCAUGUCUCCCCUGCCCGAUUUGAAGGCGAUUGGGAGAGUAGAACGCGUUGAUACCAAACAAUCCGGGUCGAGGGACGGACAUAAUGAUGAAUAUCAGCAUACUACUGAAACACUCGUGAGAGCUACAACUCCUUUUGGUGAUUUUUCGCCUGACGAUGCAGUCGCGCAAUACGCAUCUGCUCGAGCAGCCGCUAUGUCCCCAGCACCGAACUCAAAGGCUAGCAGAUCUGGCUCUGUUUUAGGAUUUAUUCGUCGAAGUGCAACUCCGACACCGCAUUCAUUGGAUGGCCGUGAGUCGCCGGCCCCGUUAUCGCAAACGCGAUGCAUGGAAUCCAUCACGGAGCCUCUACCCAUGAGAAGCCAACAUUCCCAAGACGCACCACUCGCCCCUGGCUCGUUAUCGGAUAAUGAAGAUGACUAUUGCAAGCCUUUUUCAGUGAUCUAUGAAGAAGAUGAUGAUGAGGAGGAUUACUUCAGCCCGACAAGACCUCAUCACAAUGCGGCAUUCGCGCCGAGUAGCUCCAGCUUCUGGGACGCCUCGUCAGGAAGAUCGCGUGAGACGGAAAAUAUACCCCUUCCGAGACGGCUACCUCCAGCGAGCUUAAGUCGAACACCCAGCCAUACGAACCGACUACGCUCCCACACCGUCACCUCGUUAGGGCCUGCAUCUGUUGCGAUGACGCCCACAUCCUCGUCUUCCUCCUUUGGUGCUAGAUCAAGAUCGGGCAGUUCUGGGGCCCGGGGCCCUGAAAACUCACUCAACAGUUCUCUCAACUAUCUCUCGUCACCUAACGAACCCUCCUUGACGCUUAAACGGAACCCAUCCCUGUCAACGAACCCCUACGGACGACGGAGGAAACAACAAGAUGAUACGUCCUUAAACCAACAACAGCCUCCCUCCCCUCGCCGUCCUGUUGACCGCCACCUCUCCGAUCGCCAGGAUCGUCCCAUCAAACGUCAUCCAUCUCACUCCUCAAAACCACGCGGUUCCACUUCAGACAAUGGAACUUCAGACCCGACCGCGCCUACUCGAAGGGCCGUAUCCGCUCAAGCAAGAAUUCCACUCUCUGGGACCAUGUCGUCAGGAGGCGUUCGGAAUUCCUCAUUUGUUCCUUAG
Molecule: messenger RNA, 2598 nt
Organism: Puccinia triticina
Lineage: Eukaryota; Fungi; Basidiomycota; Pucciniomycetes; Pucciniales; Pucciniaceae
Exons: 6
Coding region: 1-2598 (865 amino acids)
Source: RefSeq, a predicted model, not a curated record